AUGAUAAUAACUGGAAUAGUUAUCAUUGCUGGGAUAACAUGGAUAAUACAACUAUUAACAUCCAACAGCAAAUCAGGACGACCAAUCAAAGAAUGUAUCAUUGAUUCGAAUAUUUCCAGUUUCUAUUACAUCGGACAUGAUGAUGUUUCUUUAGCAAAAAUUGAGCUCUCCUCAUUUCUUAGCGUAGAUAAUAAAAAUCUUGAGUCAAAGAUUUUAUUCAAUUGUUCUCUUCUUAAGGAGCUUGAUUUCAGUAAUCAGAAUUUAAAAUCUUUGCCAGAUGACAUAUUCACAGGAAUGAAAUCUCUCAAGACAUUGAAUUUGAGGUCAAAUGAGCUGACAAGUCUUAAGUCAAAUAUUUUCAAUGAUUUGUCAGAACUCGAAAUACUUGACAUCAGUGGGAAUAAAUUGAUAUCUUUGCCAGAUGACAUUUUUAAUGGAACAAAAUCUCUCAAAACGUUGUAUUGGUCUGCCAACAAUUUGGCAACUCUCGAGUCAAAUAUUUUCAAUGAUUUGUCAAAACUCGAAAUACUUGACAUCAGUGGGAAUAAAUUAAUAUCUUUGCCACAUAAUUUUUUUAAUAGAACAAAAUCUCUCAAAGCGUUGUAUUGGUCUGCAAACAAUUUGGCAACUCUCAAGUCAAACAAUUUCAAUGAUUUGUCAAAACUUGAAAUACUUGACAUCAGUGAGAAUAAAUUAACAUCUUUGCCAGAUGGAAUUUUCAAUGGAACAAAAUUUCUCAAGACAUUGAAUUUGAGGUCAAAUGAGCUGACAAGUCUUAAGUCAAAUAUUUUCAAUGAUUUGUCAGAACUCGAAAUACUUGACAUCAGUGGGAAUAAAUUGAUAUCUUUGCCAGAUGACAUUUUUAAUAGAACAAAAUUUCUCAAAACGUUGUAUUGGUCUGCAAACAAUUUGGCAACUCUCGAGUCAAACAAUUUCAAUGAUUUGUCAAAACUCGAAAUACUUGACAUCAGUGGGAAUAAAUUAAUAUCUUUGCCACAUAACCUUUUUAAUAGAACAAAAUUUCUCAAGACAUUGAAUUUGAAUGCAAAUAAAUUGGAAAGUCUUGAGUCAAAUAUUUUCAAUGAUUCGUCAAAACUCGAAAUACUUAACAUCAGUGAUAAUAAAUUAACAUCUUUGCCAGAUGACAUAUUCACAGGAUUAGAAAAUCUCAAGGUACUAAAUUUGGCUACAAACGACUUGACAAGUCUUGAGUCAAAUAUUUUCAAUGAUUUGUCAAAACUUGAAAUACUUAACAUCAGUAAAAAUAAAUUAACAUCUUUGUCACAUGACCUUUUUAAUGGAACAAAAUCUCUCAAAAACUUGUUUUUGUAUAGAAACGAUUUGGCAACUCUCGACUCAAAUAUUUUCAAUGAUUUGUCAAAACUUGAAUUUCUUGACAUCAGUAGAAAUAAAUUAACAUCUUUGCCACAUGAAAUUUUUAAUGGAACAAAAUCUCUCAAGACAUUGGAUUUGCGUUCAAACAAGUUGACAAGUCUUGAGUCAAAUAAUUUCAAUGGUUUGUCUCAACUCUGGACACUUUAUAUAAGCAAUAAUAGUUUAACAUCACUGCCAAAUAAUAUAUUCAAUGAAUUAAAAUCUCUCAAGAUAUUGAAAUUGCAAUCAAACAACUUAAAAAGUCUUGACUCAAAUAUCUUUAAUGGUUUGUUUAAUCUAAUGAUUAAUACUUUUAUUAAAUUGGCAUUAUUGAUUGCUGCAACAAUAUAUUGCAUUAAUGCAUUACCUAUAGAUUAUCCACCAGGUGAUAUUAACAUUGGCUUUGAUCCUUGGAAACUUGAAAUUGAAGAAUGGAAUCCUUAUCAAAUAUCCAGCAUAUCAAAAACAGUCAGAAAUAAAAAAAUGAUACAACUUAUAAAUAACAAUUAUUCUAAUGUACAAAAUGUAACAUUAGAUUAA
Aphidius gifuensis is the source of this 1914-nucleotide messenger RNA. Its product is annotated as insulin-like growth factor-binding protein complex acid labile subunit. Bases 1 to 1914 code for a protein of 637 amino acids. The transcript is spliced from 4 exons. Gene Ontology annotation, cellular component: extracellular matrix. Gene Ontology annotation, molecular function: protein binding. NCBI's taxonomy places the organism in Eukaryota, Metazoa, Arthropoda, Insecta, Hymenoptera, Braconidae. The record is from RefSeq and is a predicted model, not a curated record.